Molecule: messenger RNA, 2272 nt
Organism: Ostrea edulis (European flat oyster)
Lineage: Eukaryota; Metazoa; Mollusca; Bivalvia; Ostreida; Ostreidae
Product: zinc finger CCCH-type with G patch domain-containing protein-like
Exons: 1
Coding region: 132-1793 (553 amino acids)
Biological process (GO): regulation of transcription by RNA polymerase II; negative regulation of DNA-templated transcription
Cellular component (GO): nucleus
Molecular function (GO): RNA polymerase II cis-regulatory region sequence-specific DNA binding; DNA-binding transcription factor activity, RNA polymerase II-specific; metal ion binding
Source: RefSeq, a predicted model, not a curated record
GGAAGGCCUCGGGAAAAGGUAGCUGACGAUAAAUCGUACAUAGAGGUGUCGUGUGGAUUGUAAUCGGGUUCGGCAUUCCAUAGGAAAUGUUGCUGUGAUUUUGUGUACGGUGUUAUUCAAUAUUGUAAACCAUGGAUGAAAAGACUCUCGAAGCAUCAUUAGAGCUAUAUCAGUCACAAUUAUCUCAAGUAGAACAAACUAUACAGACCACGGAGUUGGCAGAGAAUACAGAUCUUAUACAGCUUAGAGAUGAUUUAAAGGAAUUAGUUUCGUUAACUGAAGAGGGCCUGCUAUCGCUGAAAAAGAGCAACAUUUUAAAGGGUUUAGAGGAGAAUAGCAAUACAAACAUUUCUGAAGAUGAAGAAUAUGCUGCCUUUCAAGCUAGUUUAGCAGAGGAAGACAAAUCUGUAACAGUGAGUGAAACGGACGUCACGAAUGAUGAUCAGUCUGCUUUACCAAAGGGAAUGGUGAAAAAUGAAGACAAUGAUUUUAAGGUUUCAAGUUGCUCUGCAACCACAAAAGCAAUGGCAAAGUCUCAAGAAAUGAAAGACCUUUCUGGGAAGUUGUCGGAGAUCGUGGGUACUCUGUGUCGAGCACCUUACACACAUGACUGGGGAUCGUCCAGUCACCACAAUGCCAUGGUUACUAACAUUGAAAUGUCCGAUGACAAUGAGAUCAUUGUUUCUGUGUUGUUCUGCAAUCCCACACAUGAAGGAAUGCUUCCAUGUGAAUAUCAUAUAGAAGGAAAAUGCAAAUUUACUUCGGAUCAGUGCCGAUUCUCACACGGACAUUCUGUGAAACUUGAGGACCUCCGAGAAUACAUUGAGCCAAAUUACAGCUCAUUGAAGAUGGAGUCGCCUUGCUUAGCACUCUUUACUGAUGGGCUUUGGUACAGGGCCAUGAUCGUUGAUAUCCUUGAAGAUCACCAAUAUACCGUGGCUUACGAUAAUUACAACGAAACUGCCACAUUGGACAUGAAAGACAUUCUUCCACUCCAUUCAACUGACUCGGAUUCUAGUGAUGAUGAAGAGGAAGAAAAUGAUGGAAGUUUGGUGUUAGAACAAGACGAAUCAAGUGGUUCUUCCUCAGAAGAAGAAAUGAUUCCAAGAUAUUUCAUGAGACCGAACCAAACAACCGAGGCACUUGGAGUUUGGGAAGAGCAUACAAGAGGGAUCGGCUCAAAACUUAUGGCUAAAAUGGGUUACAUUAUUGGACAAGGGCUUGGAAAAUUAAGUCAAGGUCGUUCAGAGCCUGUUCCUAUUCAUUUAAUUCCUCAGGGGAAAUCAUUGGAUAAAAUCAUGGAGUUGAAAGAGAAAGCAGGUGAUCAUGACAUGUUCAACGUCACUAAGAAAAUGGGAAAGAAAAAACAUGUAAAGAAAACUAAUGAAUCGAGUCAGAAAAAUGUGAAGUCCUCAAACGAUGUGUUUCAUUUUAUCAACAGAAAAUUAGGUGGUAAAAAGGGAAACAUCAAAGAACUGAUCCAUCAUCAUAAUCACAAAACAAAGAAUGCUCCAGUCAGAAUUCUGGAAAAAGAACUCUCCAGUCGCAGUGACCGGAACCUAAAUGUUCAAUUGCUUAAAACGGAGGAGGAAAUCCGGAAGACAGAGAGUGAGCUCUCCCGACUUAAUCAAGCCUUAAAAAGACAUGACAAGAAGGACGAAGGAAUGGCAAAACAGUAUCGAGCCAAGAUUGCUAAAACUGAGCAUUAUUUACAGGAACUGAAAACAUCAGAGAGGACUAUUGAGAAUCACAAGACCAAGCGUGGACAUCACAAAAAGUUAGCUAUAUUUUAAGAUGCUUUGACAUGGAAUAUAUAUUGCAUACAUAGUUUACUCUGAGAAUGAUGUUGUCAAUGAGUGGGUACUUGUAUAACUUCUGGAUAAACUCCUGUACGUUCGGUUGAAUUUAUUCUUAAAAUGCAUACCUGUACGUGUCUGACAUGGAGAUACUGUUUUAAAAAUCUAUUAAUUGGGGUGUAGUUCAUUUUUUAGUUUUUGUGAUAUGAUACUGUGCAUCCACAAAAUUCAAAUCCACAAGGAAAGAGAGAAAAAUAACUGCAGUAAAGAAUAACAAUUUGUCAUCUGCUGUGGAAUUGAAUUUCCAUGAACAUCGAUUUAUAUUUCCACAAACCACAUAUUUAAUUUUAUGGGUGACAACAUGAACAAUAUGGUACAGUACCCCAUUUACAGUUUCAUAGUAGAUUUUAUACUUACAGGUUGAAGUUCAUGGAUUCUUUGAAAUCUAUUAUGGAUAUUAAAUGAACUUGAUUGAA